AUGGAGUCAAGCUCAAAUCCCAGCUCUCUGAAGCAUUAUCUAAUGGAAGAGUUUGAUCCUCGGAUUUUCUCUGACACUUAUUGUUCCCAUACUUCUCACAAGGAAUUGUUAGAAGAAACAACUUUACUUCCAUUGAGACAACUGCAUAAAUUGUUGUCUCCAGGUCGUAUUACAGGCGAAACUUUGAUUUGCAUACCAGUCGCCUCCAUUAUUUUUCCCCUUAUUCCAUUCUUGGAGUUCUUUAAUGACAUCACCGUGUUGGAAUGCAAUGACGUUUGCAUAAAGGAAUUGGAAAAAUGGAGAAAUUCUCAUGACGAAGCCUAUGAUUGGUCUCAUGCAUCCAAGAUUAGUGCAGAACUGAAAGGCAAAGGUGAUGAGUGGAAGAUAAGGGAAGAACAACUUAAAAUAUCAAUUAAACGAAUUCUGAAAUGUGAUUUCACCAAAGAAAAUCCAACGGACCCAGUUACUCUUCAUAAAGUUGACUGUUUAUAUGUUAAUUGCUCCCUGGAAACUAUCUGCAAAGACCAAGAUGAAUAUUUCAGUUGUCUGAAGAAGAUAUCUGAGUGGCUUAAACCAGGUGGUCAUCUGAUAUUAAUGGCUGUAUUAAAUGGUUCAUUUUACAUGGUUGGGGAACACCGGUUCCACCUUCUCACAUUGGAUGAAGAGUUUAUAAGAAAAGCUCUCAGGGACAUAGGGUACGUGACUGAAACCAUAGAGGUGGUAGAAAGGAAAUUAAAAUAUGAGGCUGCAUCUUAUGAUCACCUGGCAUUUAUAACUGCCGUAAAGCAAUGAGAUGUUUAAAAGCCCAUCAAUCUGUAUCACAUUGCGCCCUAUCAGUGCUGGGUGUAAUGGGCAUUUAUGUGCAACCGUCCUUACAUUCUGCUAAUCUUGUGCAAGAAUUUAUUACUGCUAACUGUGACUUUUGAUUGCCAAAAUAAAAAAAGUUACUUUUUCA
Molecule: messenger RNA, 955 nt
Organism: Bombina bombina (fire-bellied toad)
Lineage: Eukaryota; Metazoa; Chordata; Amphibia; Anura; Bombinatoridae
Product: indolethylamine N-methyltransferase-like
Exons: 3
Coding region: 1-792 (263 amino acids)
Cellular component (GO): cytosol
Molecular function (GO): N-methyltransferase activity
Source: RefSeq, a predicted model, not a curated record